CUUCCGCAAGGACAGCCCCAAUAGACCAGCUCCGGGCUCAGGUCCACUUAGUCCUCCUUAAGUGACCCAGCGCUCCCCCUUAACUCCGCCCACUCUGAGGAGUAGACUGUUAGGAGAGCGAAACUACAGAUCCCAGGAUGCAGGUGUCCCUCUCAACCUCUAUAUAGCCCGCUCGCUCCCCUCAUUGCAUUCUGGGAAGUGUAGUUUCUAAGCAGUAUCUGCGUUCACUGUCUAGGAAACCAGGGCUUUUAGGCUUGAGAGAUACGUCUUUCUACUGGCCCCGCCCUUUACAUUGACCCCGCCCCAGGUUGCUUAGGAGAUGAGAGAAGCCGAAUCUUGGGCUGUGUCGGCACAGGCAACAGGAUAGGUGCAGAGAGAAAUCCUCUGAGAUCUGUAACAGGAGGGCAGCCAUGGGGAGCUGUGACAGCUCCUGCCAGGGUUGGUGUAGCGGUAGUCAACACUGGUUUGAACUUGGACCCACGGACUUGAUGGAGCGCAAGGGCUCCCUAACCCUCCGCUCCCAUCACAAGAAAUACUCGAAGCCAGUGCUGGUGUAUUCCUGGCACCGUGACAGAGAAACUUAUCCCAAAGAUUAUGAUAUAGAGGGUCCUGAAGAAGUUAAAAAACUGUGUAAUUCAACAUAUUGGCGACUUGGAACCAACGAACCCCCAAUUUGGAUAUCAGAAACACAUGAGAAAAUGGCACAAGUUUGUUUAAACACAGAAUUGGCUGAAAUAAAGAGCAAGGCUUUAUUGAAUGAGGAAACGAUAAGCUCUGGAAUUAUUGAAAGGGACACUGGAUUGCCUGCCACAGGUUUUGGAGCUCUCUUUCCUAGACACCCAUCAGAUUGGUGUGCAUUGACAACAUAUGCUGAAGAAUAUGCUCCACCGUAUGAAUAUCAGCCACGUGGUUAUCCUUGUCAAGAUGAUGAUUAUUCAGUUGUCUACAGAAAAUGCCGUUCUCAGUUCACAGAUCUAAAUGGUUCCAAAAGAUUUGGCAUCAACACCUGGCAUGAUGAGAGUGGGACUUAUGCCAAUUCAUAUGUAAAACGAAAACUCUACCCAUUAACCAGUGGCCUUGUUGUUCCCUUUUUAAAAUAAUGUACGGAAUCAGAUUCUAUAACUAAUGAAAGGUAAUGGAUGUAGCAGUUGAUGAUUUUCUAUCCUAAUAAAUGCAGUGGAAAUAUUA
Orcinus orca (killer whale) is the source of this 1188-nucleotide messenger RNA. RefSeq names its product cilia and flagella associated protein 95 (gene CFAP95). The coding region runs from base 411 to 1100 and encodes 229 amino acids. The record is from RefSeq and is a predicted model, not a curated record. Gene Ontology annotation, cellular component: plasma membrane. Lineage: Eukaryota; Metazoa; Chordata; Mammalia; Artiodactyla; Delphinidae. The transcript has 6 exons.